Molecule: messenger RNA, 1530 nt
Organism: Myxocyprinus asiaticus (Chinese sucker)
Lineage: Eukaryota; Metazoa; Chordata; Actinopteri; Cypriniformes; Catostomidae
Product: dematin-like
Exons: 14
Coding region: 360-1406 (348 amino acids)
Biological process (GO): lamellipodium assembly; actin filament bundle assembly
Cellular component (GO): plasma membrane; actin cytoskeleton
Molecular function (GO): actin filament binding
Source: RefSeq, a predicted model, not a curated record
AACGGGGAGCGCGAGCACGUUUGCGCUAUCUGUCACAGGACAUGCGGCGUCAGGACAGAUAAAUAUUUGUUGCUGCUUGUAGGCAACAACUUGGUCCAAAUACUGAGGACGCGCUGAAUUCGGUUUGCCAGCCCCGUUCUUUUAAAGUCAUUUCGUUAAAAUCCUGAAUUUAUUUUUGUGCAAUUAAACGGAAGGAUUAUAUUGCAAGGAAGAUUACGGGGUGGAGGCUGUAUAUUCUGCUGAAGGAGUAUCUUCUUGUGGGAUGGGAAUGAUCCAAGGCUCAGAGGCCCUGCAAAUGAGUGACAUGAACCUUCUCAAUGCCUGAGUGACCUCACAGAGGGAGUGAUUUCUCAUUCAAAAUGAUGAUGCAUAAGCAAUCGGCCCGCACCUCCCCGGGCAGUGUGUGUUCUCUCCGUGGAGGGCCUGUUCCUGGAUCCCCAGCGGUCACUAUAGUGGCCAAAAUGGACAAUCAGGUUAUUGGUUAUAAGGAUCUAGCAGCUAUUCCUAAAGACAAAGCUAUUCUAGACAUUGAGAGGCCUGACCUGAUGAUUUAUGAACCACACUUCAGCUAUUCACCAAUGGAUCGCUCAGAGAGGUCAUUGUCUCCUAUCUCACCCCCUCCAUCUCCAGAGAACAGUCUGUCAAAGGAUGCACGGGAUUGGUCAGAGCUCAAGUCCUCAGGUAGCUCGUCUCCAGCCUCCGUGCAGCUGAGUAAAAGCAUCACCAUCAGCACAAAAGUCCCACACCAGCAACAGCACUUCCACAGACCAGGCAAUGAAACCAACAUAUACAAGAAGCCACCAAUAUACAAACAAGAUGUGUCAGCAGCAGUUCCACACAGUAAACACAUGGAGGAUUUGAUCAUUGAGUCGUCCAAGUUUCCCGCUGCUCAGCCUCCAGACCCAAACCAACCCUCAAAGAUAGAGACAGACUACUGGCCCUGCCCACCUUCACUAGCUGUUAUAGAGACUGAGCGAAGGAAGAAUACACGAUCUAAAAUGGCUGAGGGAGAGGAGGGUGAGGAAGACGACACAUAUGAUGACAGUGAUCUGUCUGAUGAUAUGUGGAGAAUCCGACAAAUGCAGAAACAAGAACUCAACAAGAUUCAGUCUAAUCUAGGAAAACUGAUACUAAAGGAGGAGAUUGAGGGAUCAGCCCCCGUCCGCAGGAAAACACGGUCACUGCUCGACAGGACACCCAUGCAUCUGAGGUCCAAAUCCCCCUCAUUUCCUUCCUACACUAAGACUGGCUUUACAAGGCUCCAGUCUGCAGAGUUUUCCUCUUCGAACAGUGAUAAAGGGAGUCAAAAUUUUCAGGUAAGUAAUACUUUACAUUACAAUUACAUUACAAUUUAUGUUCUAAGUAGAUGCUUUCUUACCAAAGGGAUUUACAUAACAAUGCUUUAAUCACUGGCAAGCACCUGAACAUGGACCAUAUAAUAUAAAGGACUAUAUAGCAGAUAUAGCAACAUCAAUGCUAGGUCUAUUUGGAAACUUAAAAACUUAAAGGGAUAGUUCACCCAAAAAUUGU